AUGCCCGGUCCCAGGGGUGGUGUCUUUAGGAGAUGCCUCUCCACACAUUUAGAGGGCCACGUUGAUCUGCUCCCCGGCAGAAGGGAGUCCUUCAAGCAGGUAGCCCGCAGGGAUGCCGCGUUGAAGCAGCUGUCAGAGCUGCGGGCUACCAACCCUCAACCUCCCAUGGCCUCCGUGUUGGACCUUGAAGACAGCCUUGCCUCUGAAUGCCGGCUCCCGUCCUGCAUUCAGAGGGAGUUUAGGAUCCGGGAGUUGGAGGUACUUGAACAUAAAACUGUUCAAACAUACGGCCACGCCCAGGUGUACCUCACCGCAGAGGAGUACGGGUGGUGCCGGAGAUGGCUGGGCCUUCUCCGACGCACCAUCCCGAGCAGCAUUUAUUUUUUUUGUUCUUUUGGAGAAGGCCCAAUUAAAGAUUUACGGGGCUACAUGGGGCGAGCCUGGACCGACAUGGGCCUGGGUCCAGUGCCCACAUUCAUGGACAUCCGGACCGCUGUGGCCACCUAA
Knipowitschia caucasica is the source of this 507-nucleotide messenger RNA. The record is from the annotation of a GenBank genome assembly. NCBI's taxonomy places the organism in Eukaryota, Metazoa, Chordata, Actinopteri, Gobiiformes, Gobiidae.